Molecule: messenger RNA, 2181 nt
Organism: Pelobates fuscus (common spadefoot toad)
Lineage: Eukaryota; Metazoa; Chordata; Amphibia; Anura; Pelobatidae
Product: zinc finger protein 37-like
Exons: 9
Coding region: 80-1519 (479 amino acids)
Biological process (GO): regulation of transcription by RNA polymerase II
Cellular component (GO): nucleus
Molecular function (GO): DNA-binding transcription factor activity, RNA polymerase II-specific; RNA polymerase II cis-regulatory region sequence-specific DNA binding
Source: RefSeq, a predicted model, not a curated record
GACUAUUGUGUCUUGCCCAGCAUUUAACCUCACUUCCUGCCGAAAGCAACUUGCAGUUUAAAGAUUGCACCAAUUUAGAAUGAAGGGGAUGGGGUAUGAAAAGACAAAGAUGGCAGAAAGGAUACUGAAUCAUGCCCUGGGUAUUAUCUACCUGCUGACUGGAGAGGAAUAUGUCAUUGUGAAGAAGAAGACUCCGCACAGUAGCAUUCACCUGGUGACCGGCGAGGUGCCGAUAAAAUGUGGAGAUGUUUCAGUGUACUUCUCAAUGGAGGAGUGGGACUACAUAGAAGCACACAAGGAUAUUUACACAGAAAUGAUGAUAGAGGAUCGUCAGUUACAUAGUAAGAAGGAAAUCCCCACAAAGCAGAAACCAGGAACAGACGCCAAGUCUGUGAACAGUUCAGAAAGCGAAAAGAGAGUGCAAAAAGGAACAGGCGCCAAGACUGUGGACAGUUCAGAAAGAGAAAACAGAUUGCAAAAAGAAGUCGUUAAUGAAAAAAUAGAAACGAUAUUAAUAAGUGAGGAAGGUGAAUGCGAUUCUGAUGAAGAGGACAUUCAGGUGGUGGAGAUUGAUCCAGACAACUGUGCAGAAGGACUCCAAGGAGAUACCAACACUAUAUCAAGCCACAGAGCUGAACAGGACAUUGAAACUCUUGAUAUCGCUGCAGACACCGGCAGAGAUGGACCGAUGAGCAAGAAAUUGUCAGAAGAAUCCCAUGUGGCAGAGUUCAUACAGGAAGAUGGUACGGUCCAGCCCUCUGGAUUUCAAGAGAACUUUGGAGGAAUGCCUUCUAACCUGUUAGAUUCACUUCAAAUCAGAAAUGUUACAUCUACAUAUAGAUCUUAUAAAUGUGAACAAGCCAUACGUGCUUUAAAUAAGACCGUGACUAGUGACCGCAUUGAGGUCCCUUUGAAAACGAAACAUGCAGUCAGUGGAUGUGCAAAGAGUUCCACUGGAAUGUUGGCUUCAGCAGAUCGUCCUGUAUCCGCUCUCGGGAAGCCUUAUGCUUGCAAUGACUGUGGGAAAGACUUUGAUUAUAAAUCCAAUUUAAUUAAACAUCAGCGAGCCCAUGCGGUUGAGAAGCCUCUUGGUCGUAAUGAAAGCACGGUCCAGUCUGGGACCAAACCAAUUUUUUCUGUUUAUCAAAGGACAAAUAGUAGUAGGAAACGUCAUCGAUGUAACUUGUGUGGGAAACAGUUUACCUACAAAUCUCAAUUUACAACGCACCUCAGAACACACACCGGAGAGAAACCCCACAGCUGCAAUCAAUGCGGAAAGAGGUUUGCAUACAAAUCGUAUCUCAUCACACAUCAGAGGAUUCACUCAGGGGAGAGGCCACACAUUUGUCCUCAUUGUGGGAGGUGCUUCACAGAUAAGUCAAAUCUACGUAAACACCAAAGUACUCAUUCAGAAGAGAGACCUUACACUUGCCUUAAAUGUGGAAAACACUUUUAUUCCAAAUAUAAUUUUACUGCCCAUCAGAGAAUUCACACAGAGAGGCCUUCUCAGGACAACUAGCUACAAUAAGAAAAGGUGUUUAUAAUAUAUAGGUACUGUGUAUAUAUAAUGGGACAUUAUGGCAGGGCACAUAUGCAACACUACAUAGUUACAGUGUUUCUGCAGGCACUCUUUGUGUGACCACUGAAACUGUUAAAACAAAAAAAAAAAGAAAUCCUGUUUUAUGGAUUUAUUGAAUAGACUGCAUCGGCAAUACCUCCUGAGCGGUAUCAGGGAAGGGAGAGAUACGGUUAUGGAGAUAAACUAGGAGGGAUAGAGACUGUCUAAAGAAAAUGGUUGUUUUAGGAAUGUCUUGGCAACAGAAGACUACUUGUGGUUGGUUGUGUAGUAGGUAACUUCGUACAGACCAUGCUAAUAUUAAUAGAGAGAGUCUACAAUAGUAUGAUGAGUUCAUAUGAAGUGAUGCAUGUAUCAUUUAUUUUUCUCGUUGGAUGUUUUUUUUUUGUGGAAGACAGACGGCUUAGGCUGGCAACAUGGGCUACACUGAGGUAUAUUGUAAUGUGUGAAUGGUGGGGAGCCACCUCUGUUGUCAUUCAUAGAGUCUUGACGUUUUCUUGAUUUGGAAUUACUAUGGUUGAGAGUUAGCCUGUUUAGAGUAGGGGUGAAAGGGCUGGCAGAGACGCCUAUUAUUUUGAUUGCAGUAAAUUUUGCAUUCAAAAUAU